Molecule: messenger RNA, 3210 nt
Organism: Spea bombifrons (plains spadefoot toad)
Lineage: Eukaryota; Metazoa; Chordata; Amphibia; Anura; Pelobatidae
Gene: IMPG1
Product: interphotoreceptor matrix proteoglycan 1
Exons: 15
Coding region: 70-3174 (1034 amino acids)
Biological process (GO): visual perception
Source: RefSeq, a predicted model, not a curated record
AUAAUUUCUACAUCUGGACCUGCUGAAUUCCUUACAAGAAGUGUUUCACCACCAGACAUAUUUGUGAAUAUGUCUAAAGCUUCAUCUCUAAGAAGACUGUUGGAUUUGAAAAGACAUCGGACGAAGAGAUCAUCUGUAUUCCCAACAGGGGUUAAAGUUUGUCCACAGGAGUCAUUAAAGCAAAUACUCGCAAGUCAUCUAGCAUACUACAGGCUACGAGUCUGUCAGGAAGCUGUGUGGGAGGCAUUCCGGAUCUUUCUAGAUCGCAUUCCUCAGACCACAGAAUAUCAGAAUUGGGUUGACUCUUGCCAAAAGGAAUCUUUCUGCAUUUUCGAUAUUGGGAAAAACUUCAGCAGCUCCCAAGAACAUUUGGAUAUUAUUCAACAGAGAGUUAAAGAGAAGAAGUUUACUGACAGGAGGGAUGAAGUUGCUGAAGAAGGUACUUUGCCUUCUGAGAUUGUUGAACAAACACCCACAUCUACCACUGGACUUUCGUAUCCAGCGCAACAAGUAACGUCUAAUGACACUAUCUUUAAUGAAAUCAUCAACGACACAAAGCCUUCUGUGAAGGAUUUAGAGGUUACCAACCUCGUUCCGGAGCAGCCAAAGCAGCAGACUGUAGAGUUUACAGUGACUCUGAAAGAUCAGGGAUUUACAGCAGAGUUGGAUGACCCGAGCUCACAUCAGUACCAAGAACUAGCUAAAAACUUUCAACUCCAGAUGCAGAAGGUUUUUGAAAAACUCCCAGGUUUCAAAGAAAUACAAGUCUUGCGAUUUAGACAAAAGAAGGAAGAAGAUGGAUCUGAUAGCAUUGUAGUGCGCUAUGCUGUGGUCUUUGAAAGAGGCAGCACUGAUUCUAAAAAUAACAUUGACAAGACACCUACUAUCAUAUCUAACAAAGUCGAAAACGGUAACAAUGAGGAGGAAAACGAAAUGUCAUACACUGUGGUGGAACUCCAGAAUAUGGUUGCCAUGGCACUGCGCGAUGAUCGAUCCCUACCAAUGGAUCUCCAAACACUAUGGUUUGCGGAUGAUCCAGACAAGUCACUUGGAAGUCUGGAAAAUAAUUCUCAGCCUUCUGUCACCAUGUCAACAACAUCUGCAAUGAAUACAGAUUUGGAUGAGACCCUAAAUGCUGAACAGCCUUUAGGUAAUCCUGAUCCAGUAUUAGAGGAUGAAGAGACCGAAGGCAAAUUUAAUGAACUUACAGUGAUUAUAGAAAAACCUGGCACUGAAAAAGAUGCGCGUGGAACCCAAGAUAAAAUUGUCACAGUAGUUACUACUGAUUCUGUUUUUCCCUCAAUUUCAUCUUUCCUUGAAGAAUAUCUGACUGCAUUUCCGGAACAAUCAAAUACAGACCAGCAAGUUCCGUCAAUAGAAUAUGUGGCUGAUGUGGUCAAUGUUAUAAGUGAAGGUUUUACAGUGCCUUUUAAUGCCUCAGAUGCCAAUGAUAAGACUAAUCUGUUAGUUGAAAAUGUGGUGAAUAUCACACCAUCUUCCGUUGACACAGAUAAUGUGAUCACUCCCGUUACAACAAUUUUACCUGGUACUGAUGUCCUGCCUUCAUCUGACAUGUUUCAGGAAGGUGAAAAUCUUAGGAAACAGGAAGACAAAACUGACUACAAUACAGUCCAUGCAAAACCUCAGGAAUCCACAGAAAUGUCUGGUGAUCAUCUAAUGCCAGGAACUGACCUUGGAACCAGCCAUACAGAUUUUCAGACAUUGAACUACUCUGCUAUGAGAACAACAUUUUCACACAUUACGUUAGGAAGCACAGAGGUCCCGGAAACAAUCAGAUCUAGCACUCCCAGCUAUACCUUUUCCGAAAGUAAUAAAAUCACUAUUGUGCCACCAGCAACUGAAAGCCUUCCUGGAUAUGAUGACCAUCAGGUUGACCAAGCUGAAUCAUCUGGGGAUUAUGAAUAUAAUAACCCUACAGAUAACAAUUUUCUUCCAUCCCAUUCCCCAUAUUUACAAACAUCGGAAAACCUCAAUAACACUUUUGCAGAAGAUGAAAUACCUUCAGAAGGACUGGAUUUAAUUAGUACGAUUGACACAUUGCCUGCUUAUGUAGACACAAGUUAUUUAUUAUCUACCACACCAGGAUCUGAAAGUACCAUCAUUGAACCUGCCUUUAAUAUAUCAUAUGUGGAACCUUCAGAGUUACCUAUGGGCUACCAGGAACCUACUACACAAACUAUUCCAGAAACAACAGGACUGAUUACUGUAAUCCCCAUUGCCACUGAACCUCAAAUGUCAAUAACAGGUGACAAAAUAGUUGUAACAAAGGACACUUGGCUACCAGAAAUAAUAGAAAACACCCAAGUUGCUCUAGGUGAUACAGUAACAACUGUGGAAGGAGAUUUUGUGAUAGAGCGUUCUACGUUCAUGGAGACCACCAUCACCAUUGCAAAUGUUGCUGUUAGUGAUUCUUCCAUUGAAGCUGAAACUGAAAUGUAUAACACUACAGUAAUACAGGCCAGUGGCUACUCUUCAUCUCAAGAAAUACUUUCCAAUGAUACAACACCUUUCUCUGAUUUAAAGCCUCUUUCUUCGACCUCUGAAAUAUUGGCUGAUAAAGGAAAAGAUCUUGUUGUGUUCUUCAGCCUGAGGGUGACUAAUAUGCCAUUUUCUGAUGAUCUGUUCAAUAGAAGUUCUCCAGAGUACAAGGCACUUGAACAACAAUUCCUCCACCUUCUUCUUCCAUACCUCCAGUCCAACCUUACAGGCUUUAAGCAACUUGAAAUCUUAAACUUUAGGAAGGGGAGCGUGAUCAUCAACAGCAAGCUGAAGUUUGUGAAACCGGUGCCGUAUAACGUCACUGAAGCUGUGCACUGCAUCUUAGAAGACUUCUGCCACACUGUAGCUGAACGUCUCAACCUACAAAUUGAUAGCUACUCACUAGACAUUGAACCAGCUGAUCAAGCAGACCCAUGCAAAUUCAUGGCGUGUGAUGAAUUUUCAGAAUGUUCGGUAAACACCUGGACAAAAGAAGCAGAUUGCAUUUGUAAACCUGGUUAUAAAAGUAUCGAUGGAUUACCAUGCCAAAGUAUUUGUGAACUGGAACCCAAUCAUUGUCUCGAUGGAGAAAAGUGUGAAGUGGUCCCUGGAAUGGGAGCGGUUUGCAGGUUACCAGAUUCCGUUACCAAACCAAGCUUGAAAAGCGGAUUGUGAAAUUAUUUCCUUCAGCAAUUUUUGUAAGAAAAAAAA